Messenger RNA from Nilaparvata lugens (brown planthopper), 2212 nucleotides. Its product is annotated as protein anon-37Cs. The coding region runs from base 522 to 2105 and encodes 527 amino acids. Gene Ontology annotation, molecular function: polyamine oxidase activity. The record is from RefSeq and is a predicted model, not a curated record. The transcript has 3 exons. Lineage: Eukaryota; Metazoa; Arthropoda; Insecta; Hemiptera; Delphacidae.
AAGAAGGAACUUGUUCCAUAUGAGAGGGUGUACCCCCCCUUGGAGUAAAUUACCCUACACAUAAAACAGUAGGGGGUUAAUUUCCUUCCAUAUAGGCCUACCUUAUUUGUAAAUGUAACUCUCAUUUUGUAUGUAACAUUCUCAGAAAUAAAUUGAUUUGAUUUGAGUAAUUUUUAGGAGAAUGUAUUGUCAAAUGUACUCUUUCUGCAAAUAUAAUUUGAAUAGUGGUAUUUUUCAAUUUAAGCAGAUUAUUAGGCUAUGGCAAUUUUGGUGAAUGAAUACUAUAUCAUAUGGUUUUCCUAUAUCAUGUGCUCAUGUCAUAAAUAAACGAAUGGAGGUAGUGCACUGCAUUUGACACUUGCUACAAAAACACCAAUAUAACAUUCUUACACCAAUAGCAUAUCAAAAUAUCAAGUACAUUAACUUAUCAGUUUAUUGAAGAUUUUUCAGAGAUUAAAGGAAGACUUGACAAAUUAUUCAGUAAUAAAUGAAAACCCAGUGAGUAACUGAAGGUUUGAGUUAUGAAACUGUUUAAAAGGUCGUUCUGUGUUUCUAAAUCACUUGCAACAAUAGCGCAAUGUAUAAAAUCAGAUGCCAAAAAGACAUCAGCAUCUUGCACAUUGGAUGCGAACAUUCCGAAGCCAGAAGUGAUAAUUGUCGGCGCGGGCAUGGCUGGCCUGUCUGCAGCCGCUUCACUCGUUGAAGCUGGCAUAAGGAACGUCACCGUCCUAGAAGCUACUGAAAGACUUGGUGGGAGAAUACAUUCAUGCUGGCUUGGAUCAAGUGUAGCAGAGAUCGGCGCACAGUGGAUAUGCGGCAGCUCAAUCAAGAAUCCAGUGUUCACUCUGGCUUGUCAAGAGGGCGUUUUGGAUCCUAACUGUAUGAUUAAACAUGAUUUCACAAAAGGCAGUUUCCUGAUGAGUAAUGGUCAACAUGUUGAUGAGCGAGUGGCUUAUCAAGCGUCUCUCACAUUCAAUGACAUCAAACAGCAAGCUGCUUCCCUAUUCACACUGGGCGAGUCUGCUAUUAGUCAAGAGAAUCUCAUGGAUUUUUUUGCAAUGCGCAUUAAACAGGAGUUGAGGAAUUUUCCAAGUCAUCAAUCUGAAGCUGCAGCAUCUAUCUUGUACAGUCUGACCAAUCAUGUCGCAAACAGAUGGGGCGCUGAUCUGUGCUGCAUGAGCUCGAAAAUGUUCGGCUAUUACAACAAAAUAGAAGGAGAAACUAUUGCUAUACCAACUGGAUUCAUUAGUGUAAUAGUGCCACUUGUUAAAACUAUUCCAGUUGAAAGCAUAAAAUAUUCAAAAGUGGUUGAGACUAUACAAUAUGGAGAUGCAGCGAAAGACAGUAGAGUUGUGGUCAAGUGCUGCGAUGGCAGUGUAUUUUGUGCUGACUAUGUGAUUUGCACUUUACCAUUGGGUGUUUUGAAAGCGCAAUCAGAAGGUAUGUUUCAGCCAGAACUUCCUUGUGAGAAAAUUGAAGCUAUCAAUAAAUUAGGAUUCGGACAUGUGUGUAAAAUAUUUUUUGAGUAUUCACCUCCGUUUUGGUUAGCAGGACAAGGUCCGAUGAAGUUAGCAUGGUCAUUAAAUGAGUUGAGUGAUAAAGACAAUUGGUUGAGCGGAGUGUGCUGCUUGGAGGAGCUAGCUGGAUCGAAUAAUAUUCUAAUGGCGACUGUUGCAGGACCACAUGCUGAAAAUGUAGAAACCCUGAAUGAGCAAACAGUAGCUGAGGAUCUCACUUUUAAACUCAGAUGUAUUGCAAAAGACAAUACGAUUCCUUAUCCAAGCAGUGUAUUGGUGUCAAAAUGGUCCAAAAGCCCGUUCUUCAUGGGUUCUAAUACGUAUAUGGCUGUUGAAUCGACCGUUGGUCAUCAAUUGGAUUUGCAGAAACCAAUUAGUGCACCUCUUGAACCAUGUGGCGAAGAGUAUCCAGUCAUAUAUUUUGCCGGGGAAACCACUGGCAAAAACUUCUUUUCAACUGUCCAUGGAGCCAGAAUAUCAGGUUUGGACGUGGCUAACGAUAUUAUACAGCUAACAAGGCAGCUGAGAGGUCCUCCACAGAUCAAAGAUCAAAAGUCUAAAAUCUCCAAUUGUAGAAAAGAAUGUUGAUCAUAUUGACAGAAUUUCAUAUAACCGAAAUACAAAUCAUUUGUCAUUGUUAUCAGCUCUCGUAUAAUUAUCUUGUCUCAGAAUAAAUGACAUUAAAUAAAACAUUA